Messenger RNA from Camellia sinensis, 616 nucleotides. Lineage: Eukaryota; Viridiplantae; Streptophyta; Magnoliopsida; Ericales; Theaceae. The record is from RefSeq and is a predicted model, not a curated record.
CAUGUUUUGUCUAAGAGUAGUUAUGCUGUGUUUCUUUCGGAUCAUUGCACAGCUUCUUUCAGAACGGCUUAUUCUGUUUGUUGCUCUUGAUGUGAGAAGGAUAAAAGAUGGAAAUGCUGAAACACUCUAUCCUAGAUCAUCCUUUGCCAUCAAUUGUACCGGUGAUGUCUGCAAAGGAGAUGUUGUUUUGUUUACACAGAAAGUAUACAAGAAGUUUGGAAAGAGAACUAUUGCUGGGAGAGUUGUUAAGGAAAGCUAUGGUGCUGCCAAACAACAACAUACAUUUACAACAUACUUGGGGAUCCAAAUAUUCAGGUUUUAUUUCAAAUGCACUAAUUACUCUGCUGAGUUAACAACAAAGACCGACCCGCAAAAUUCAGACUAUGUUGUUGAGUUGGGUGCAUCACGGAAUUUCGAACCUUGGCGUGCAAAGGAUGAGGAAGCAGAUAAGGAAAAACAAAAAAGAGAAACUGAAGAGAUGGGAGAUGCAAUGAAAUCCUUGGAGAAUAGAACCUUAGAUUCAAAAAGAGAGAUGGACAUCCUUGUUGCCCUUGGAUGAAGUGAAGUCCAUGAGGGUACUUGCUUAGUCAAAUAACUAAUACGCAGUGAACAUAAU